AUGAACGAGAACGCCCCACCAAAAACCCACCAAGACGGCCGACAGCCUAUAAGCUUCGCCAUCAAUGCAACCCUGGUACGCCUUCCCUACCUAAUCGACUACCUUCCUCACCUCAAACCUCAAGCAACCCCAUUAGAAUCCAACCACUUUUACCACCCUUCCGACGAAUUCUACCUCUCCCACUCUGACGUCAUCAUCCGCCGGACUAUCUACGACCUCUCCACCACCUCCCUCUCCUCCUCCCCUCACUUAUCCUACCCUCGUGCUGGACCCCGCAAACAGAUAUUCUACCAACCAGAAAAUGUCAGAGCCGCCAUUGUUACUUGCGGAGGCCUCUGCCCCGGCCUUAACACUGUCAUCCGGGAGCUGGUUGUCGGGUUGUCGGAGCAAUAUGGAGUCCCGGAGAUCUUCGGAAUCAAGGCGGGUUACCGUGGGUUUUAUUCCAUGGAUCCUGUUAAGCUUGAUGUGAAGAUGGUUGAUAACUGGCACAAAAGAGGAGGCACUGUACUCGAGACCUCUAGAGGUGGUUUUGAUCUUCACAAGAUCGUCAAUGCCAUUGAAGAACAUGGAUAUAAUCAGGUGUACAUAAUUGGUGGAGAUGGAACUCUACGUGGAGCCGUGAAGAUAUUCAACGAAAUCCUUCGCCGGAAACUCCACAUCGGCGUCGCCGCCAUCCCCAAAACAGUCGAUAACGACGUGGGAAUUAUCGACAGAUCAUUCGGGUUCCAAACAGCCGUCGAAAAGGCCCAACAAGCAAUCAGCGCAGCUCACGUGGAGGCCGAAAGUGCACCCAACGGCAUCGGCCUUGUCAAACUCAUGGGUCGAACCACCGGCCACAUCGCCCUCAAUGCAACCCUAAGCAGCCGAGACGUAGACUGUUGCUUAAUCCCGGAAAACCCAUUUUACUUAGAAGGCAAAGGAGGUCUGUUCGAGUUUCUUGACGACCGGUUAGCACAAAAUGGCCACGCGGUGGUGGUGGUGGCGGAAGGGGCUGGGCAAGAUAUGAUUCCGAGAACUGACGCCGCCUCCCAGAAGGAUGAAUCCGGGAAUCCGGUGUUUUUGGAUGUCGGAGUAUGGUUGAAAGGGGAGUUGAAGCGGUGGUGGGAGAGGGAUCAUAAGGGUGAGUUGUUUACAGUGAAGUAUAUUGAUCCGACGUAUAUGAUUCGGGCUGUUACUGCUAAUGCUACUGAUAAUUUGUAUUGUACGCUUUUGGCACACUCGGCGAUUCAUGGUGUAAUGGCGGGGUAUACGGGGUUUGUGGCGGGUCCGAUUAAUGGGAAUUAUGCGUAUAUUCCGAUGGAUGAGAUUGCGGUGACGAAGAAUGAAGUGAAUACGAAGGAUCAUAAAUGGGCCUGGGUUAGAUCUGUCACAACUCAACCGGAUUUUGUGAGGAGUUGA
Lactuca virosa is the source of this 1398-nucleotide messenger RNA. The record is from the annotation of a GenBank genome assembly. Lineage: Eukaryota; Viridiplantae; Streptophyta; Magnoliopsida; Asterales; Asteraceae.